Molecule: messenger RNA, 1036 nt
Organism: Odobenus rosmarus divergens (Pacific walrus)
Lineage: Eukaryota; Metazoa; Chordata; Mammalia; Carnivora; Odobenidae
Gene: MBD3
Product: methyl-CpG binding domain protein 3
Exons: 6
Coding region: 91-966 (291 amino acids)
Molecular function (GO): DNA binding
Source: RefSeq, a predicted model, not a curated record
GGCGGCGGCGGCGGCGACGGAGGCAGCUGAGGCGGCGGCGGCGAGCGGGGGUCCGGGCGGCGGCGGCGGCGGGCCGAGGAGCCGGGCGCGAUGGAGCGGAAGAGGUGGGAGUGCCCGGCGCUCCCGCAGGGCUGGGAGAGGGAAGAAGUGCCCAGAAGGUCGGGGCUGUCGGCCGGCCACAGGGAUGUCUUUUACUAUAGCCCCAGUGGGAAGAAGUUCCGGAGCAAACCCCAGCUGGCACGGUACCUGGGGGGUUCCAUGGACCUGAGCACCUUUGACUUCCGGACGGGCAAGAUGCUGAUGAGCAAGAUGAACAAGAGCCGGCAGAGGGUCCGCUAUGACUCGUCCAACCAGGUCAAGGGCAAGCCUGACCUGAACACGGCCCUCCCCGUCAGGCAGACGGCAUCCAUCUUCAAGCAGCCAGUAACCAAGAUCACCAACCACCCCAGCAACAAGGUGAAGAGUGACCCCCAGAAGGCCGUGGAGCAACCUCGGCAGCUUUUCUGGGAGAAGAAGCUGAGUGGCCUCAAUGCCUUUGACAUCGCCGAGGAGCUCGUGAAGACCAUGGACCUGCCCAAAGGCCUGCAAGGCGUGGGGCCUGGCUGCACAGAUGAGACCCUGUUGUCGGCCAUCGCCAGCGCCCUGCACACCAGCACCAUGCCCAUCACCGGGCAGCUCUCGGCCGCCGUGGAGAAGAACCCUGGGGUGUGGCUCAACACAGCCCAGCCCCUCUGCAAGGCCUUCAUGGUGACCGAUGAGGACAUCAGGAGGCAGGAGGAGCUGGUGCAGCAGGUGCGCAAGCGGCUGGAGGAGGCGCUGAUGGCCGACAUGCUGGCCCACGUCGAGGAGCUGGCCCGGGACGGUGAGGCGCCGCUGGACAAGCCCGGCGCCGACGGGGACGAGGACGGGGACGAGGACGGGGACGAGGACGAGCCGGACCAGGACCAGGGGGCGGAGCACGUCUAGGAGCAGGUGCCGGCCGGCCGGGUGGGUCCCAGGCCGCCUGGCGCUCGGACGGCGACCGAGGGGCUGAGGG